CUAGCGCGGAUGCGCGAGUGCGCGCACCGGGACCACUGUUCUCAAGUAGUACCGAACUAGUUUGGGUCUCAGCUUUAGUACGGUUAGAAUCAUGCAUGUUCUCUCACAUUGUUUAUAUGUCAGUGAAUAUCCAGAAUAGAUCAUAUAAUGUCGAUCUGCCAUUUAGUAUCCGUUGAAAAUCACAUCACACGCCAUAGAGCAUAUGAGCUAAUUUUACUAAAUCAACACUAGAUUGUGGAAGUUGACGGAUAUAUAAACUGAGAAAUCUAACCAGUUAGAAGUUAGUUGCCAAUUUCUUUUGUAGGAACUUGUUUUAGGCCAAGGUUAAAAAUACUUCUUGAAUACAGUCAAUAUAUAUCCACACCUAUUGUGCGCGUUAGUCUGUAUGCGAUCGUGCUAAUGUUUCGUCUGGCUUUAUCAGUGAUUGUGUAUCUUUUAUGAGACGGUAAAUAAAUGUAAUCUGGGUCAAAGUGAAAGGAAAAAAAAUUGCACACAUCGAAUAUGGCAGCGACUGUAUUAAGUAAAACAUUGCUCAAUGCCAGAGUGGGUCUCAGUGUUCAUUCUGGUUUUAAAUGGGUUUUUCCUCGUCAAAACAGCGAAGUUUGUUCUGCAGAGCAUACAAAUCCCAAAAAAGAAUAUGAUAUCGUUAUAGUAGGAGGUGGAAUUAUUGGUCUGGCAACAGCAAGAGAGUUGAUUCUUCGACAUCCAAAUCUAUCUUUUGCUGUUUUAGAAAAAGAGAAAGAAUUAGCAAAACAUCAGAGUGGCAACAACAGUGGUGUUAUACAUGCUGGAAUAUACUACACACCUGGGUCUUUGAAGGCAAAGUUGUGCGUUGAAGGCUUCCACAAGGCAUACAAAUACUGUGAUGAAAACAACAUACCUUAUAAGGAAUGCGGUAAGUUGAUUGUAGCAACGAAUCCUGAGGAACUUUCUAGGCUUGAUAAUCUCUAUGAACGAGGACAGAAAAACAAUGUGAAAGGCAUGAGAAUGGUUGGCCCUAAAGAAAUUCAAGAUAUUGAACCAAACUGUGUUGGACUGCGAGCUAUUCAUUCACCCCAUACAGGAAUUGUAGAUUGGAGACAGGUUGCUCUCAGUUAUGGAGAAAAUUUUAAAAAAUGUGGAGGCCAUAUCUUCACAGAUUUUGCUGCUAACAAGUUUUUGAUGUCAACAGAAAAUUUAAAAUAUCCUGUGACAGUUAUGGGUGAUGCGAAAAAGGAUCAAGCAAUACAAUGUCAGUAUUUGAUAACCUGUGGUGGACUCUAUUCUGAUCGUCUGGCUGAGAAAACUGGUUGUGAUAGAAAACCUCGUAUUGUCCCAUUCCGUGGUGACUACUUGUUAUUGAAACCUCAUAAGAGUGAUAUGGUCAGAGGAAACAUAUAUCCAGUACCUGAUCCCAGAUUUCCAUUCCUUGGAGUCCAUUUCACACCUCGUGUUGAUGGCAGUGUGUGGUUAGGUCCAAAUGCUGUGUUGGCUUUCAAAAGAGAAGGCUAUACAUUCUUUAGUUUCAGUGCCAAAGAUAUGAUAGACGCACUGUCUUACAGUGGUUUAAGAAAAAUAGCAAUGAAGAAUUUAAGUUUUGGUCUUAAUGAAAUGUACCGAGGUCUUUUCAUUGGUGCUCAAGUUAAACAGCUUCAGAGGUUUAUUCCAUCUUUGAAACUUGAAGAUGUCAUCAGAGGACCAUCUGGUGUGAGAGCUCAAGCUUUGGACAAGGAUGGCAAUUUGGUAGAUGAUUUUGUAUUUGACAGUGGCACUGGUGAUAUGUCUAAAAGGAUCCUUCAUGUACGUAAUGCUCCCUCUCCGGCUGCUACAUCAUCUCUAGCUAUUUCAAGGAUUGUUGCAGAUCAAGUCGACAGUAUGAUUCAUUCAUAAAAAAGAAUGCUUAAAACAUCAAAAAUUUUUUAAUUGUUAAAUUUUUGUUAAAAGAA
Octopus sinensis (East Asian common octopus) is the source of this 1925-nucleotide messenger RNA. RefSeq names its product L-2-hydroxyglutarate dehydrogenase, mitochondrial. The record is from RefSeq and is a predicted model, not a curated record. Gene Ontology annotation, molecular function: (S)-2-hydroxy-acid oxidase activity; (S)-2-hydroxyglutarate dehydrogenase activity. The coding region runs from base 502 to 1869 and encodes 455 amino acids. The transcript is spliced from 9 exons. NCBI's taxonomy places the organism in Eukaryota, Metazoa, Mollusca, Cephalopoda, Octopoda, Octopodidae.